AAAACGUCUAACAAGGGCAGCUAUAAAAGCUCAGCGUUUUUGGUUUCUCCCCCCUUUGCAACCUCCCAUUUCCUCUGGUGGGUUUUUGAUGCUACGUCCUCACCACAGAAUAAAGCAGAUCCUACACCGCCCGCAUACUUUCAGAACCGUUGUGUAUCGCCUGCUUUCUUUUCAAUCCUUGUCGUCCAAAACCAUGUCCACCAACCCAGGAGAGGUCUCGACACCCAAUGACUUGCAAAAUGGGCAAAUGAAGGCUGUAGAUGUGGGGGACAAGCAAAAAGUCCUUCUUUCAAAAGUCCAGGGCACAAUUUAUGCUACAUCGGCUAAAUGCACGCAUUAUGGGGCACCCUUGGAGAAGGGCGUAUUAACGUCGGAUGGAAGAUUGACUUGCCCUUGGCAUGGCGCAUGCUUUAAUAUCAAAACAGGGGAUAUCGAGGAUGCUCCAGCCAUGGAUUGUCUCAAGACUUUCAAUGUUCGUGUGGUAGGGGACCAAAUAUUAAUUAACGUGUCAGCUGAAGAGCUGAAAAAAAACCGGUCUCCUCCCAACCGAGGUUUACCUGUCCGUCGCCCGGACACCGCGGUGAUUAUCGGGAAUGGAUCUGGAGGACAAGCGGCGGCGGAGGCGCUUCGUGAGCACGGUUUCGAUGGUCGUAUCAUUGUUUAUGGCAAAGAACCCUACCUUCCCAUCGAUAGAACCAAGCUGAGCAAGUCACUCGAUGUGUCAAUCGACAAGGCUGCACUGAGGCCCGAUGAAUUCUAUAAGGAGCGGGGAAUCGAACUCAACACCAGCAAGGAGGUCAAAUCCGUCAAUAUUGAUGGAAGAAAGGUUGAACUGACGGAUGGGACGGUUCAAGAAUACAAGUACUUGGUUUUGGCGUCGGGAUCGCAGCCACGGACUCUCGAUAUCGAAGGCAACCACCUCAAAAAUGUCCACUACCUGAGAUCUCUCAUCGACGCCACCGCCUUACACUCUGCCAUCAAAUCCUUCGAAAAGCCGAACGUUGUGAUCAUCGGCACCGGGUUCAUUGGAAUGGAAGUGGCAUCGGUUCUCGCCAAAGAUGACAAGGCCAAUGUGACCAUCGUAGCCAGGAGCGAGGUACCCUUGAAAAGUGUUUUAGGCGAAGAAGUUGGGAAAUUCGUCAGAAGAUGGCAUGAAGAUCACGGAGUGAAAUUUAAGGCGAAUGUAAACCCGAAAAAGUUUACUCCGUCAGACGUAGAUCCCACAAAGGUCGCCUCAGUACUCUUAUCAACCGGUGAAGUACUUCCAGCCGACGUUGUACUUGUAGCCAUUGGUGCGACCCCCGUCACGACUUACCUACCCAGCGUCCUCCUGAACGACGACUCAUCGGUAACCGUAACACCCAACCUAUCCGUACCCAACCACCCAGAACUAUACGCAGUGGGCGAUAUUGCACGAUUCCCAACUCCCAUGAAUCCCAAAACAACCCGUAUCGAGCACUGGAACGUAGCACGCAACACUGGGCGUCUCGUAGCCCGGAAUAUUGCGCUCUCGUCUCGUUCGGAGCCUCUUCAAACCUUUAACAAAGCACCAUACUUUUGGACGGCGCAGUACGGUAAAUCCCUGCGAUACGUUAGCACAGCUCCGUUUGAGACUGUCUUUGUGCAGGGUGACCUGCAGUCACAGAAGGGAGAGGACACGGCAUUUGUUGCGUGGUAUGCAAACGGGGACAACAUUGUGGGCUGUGCUAGUUUGAAUAAGGAUCCGAUAGUGAGUCAUGUGAGUGAGUUGUUGAGGUUGGGCAGGUGUCCUACCUUGAGUGAGAUUAAAGCUGGGAAGGAUGUACUAAAAGUGGAACUUGGCCCUGCCAAUCGUCUUUGACUAGGUUAACGUCGCUGGUACGAGAGCGUAUAUUGUCAGAUAGCUGCCAACAUAAACAAAGUCACGUUUUGUUCUGAACAAUACCAUAAAAUAGUGACUGGUUGCCUCCCAAAGACACUCCGCUGACCUCUGCUGACCAAACUCCUCAAGUUCGAUUAACCUUUUGGUGGCGGACUCUCCAAACUUUGCCCAUAACCACUUGCCCAAGUCGAUAACAAUCCGUAAGUUCCAUCUCCCUCGUGGCGAAAUGUGACGGAAUGACAAUGCAGGAUCCCCGCAAUCUACGAUUCACCCAUCAAUACCCAUCCACCCGCCAACUUGGAACUUGCCAUCGAACCGACAACAAAAUCUUUUUUUGUAGAUGUGCAGACUAUAUAUCUCGCAACCGCUCAAGUUGCCGUGGUCCCUAAUCUUGAUUUCCCCAUUCUAUUAAAAGGGGGUCAGCUUUUUGUGUCGGUUUAUGGAAACGAUCAUAAUUGUAGGCAAUGGUUCCCAUGUGCUCGCGAGGCUUUUCAUCGAUUGCUGAUUGUGUCCGGAGUGAGCGUCGGGCUAUGAAACGCAUAAAGGAGCAGAAACCGAUAAAAGGUAUUCUCGCGCCCUUACCCAGUCUUUACGGAUACCAUCAUUGAGCAAGCCUAAACACUUGAAAUCCCAUCACACAUCCAUCUCUGCGUCAGAGGUAAGUGGGUGUCAAAGAUAUUUCUUUCAUAGACUUGCUUCUGGAAGACUCGCUCUUGAUCAUGAGCAACGUACAGAUUUUAUGUUUCCGUAGCGUUAUCGUCGGCCGACGAGAACCAAGUGGCUGACUGAGUGGAGCGAACUUCAAAACUGUACAAGAGCAACAUAAAAUCACCAUGGAAAACGUCAAGGAGAUAUCUGUUUGACUAUUCGCUCAUUUUUCAAAUCCUUCUAUAAUAUACACGUCUUCCUCC
Molecule: messenger RNA, 2772 nt
Organism: Spizellomyces punctatus DAOM BR117
Lineage: Eukaryota; Fungi; Chytridiomycota; Chytridiomycetes; Spizellomycetales; Spizellomycetaceae
Exons: 13
Coding region: 89-1840 (583 amino acids)
Cellular component (GO): cytoplasm
Molecular function (GO): oxidoreductase activity, acting on NAD(P)H; flavin adenine dinucleotide binding; 2 iron, 2 sulfur cluster binding
Source: RefSeq, a predicted model, not a curated record